Caenorhabditis briggsae is the source of this 1485-nucleotide messenger RNA. Bases 1 to 1485 code for a protein of 494 amino acids. Lineage: Eukaryota; Metazoa; Nematoda; Chromadorea; Rhabditida; Rhabditidae. The record is from RefSeq and is a predicted model, not a curated record. The transcript is spliced from 7 exons.
AUGUUCCAGCGAGCAGGUCUCCUUCUGCUGCUCAUUGCGUUCAUCGCCAACGCUAAUGCCUCCUUCAAACUUCCCCAAAUUCUGAAAAAUGUUGGUAAACGAUAUUUGCCGAUUCCAUCAAAAGGGACAGGGACAGCAAAAGGGACCGGUGCCAAAGGAACAAUAAAUAUGGAUUGGAUUCAUGGAGGAUUCGACGAGAAGUACCUAACAUGGUCAGACCUUCCAGAAGAUGAAAUUAAGAAAAGAAAGCAAUUAACCGCUGAUAUGGUCAUGGAAGCGUUCCACGAAGCAUCCUCUUCUGAUAACACCCAUUUCACAGAUGCCAUGAUUUUGAUUCGUACAAUUUCCGAUCCGGAUAUGACUGCCGAAGUUUGUGCGGAUGGCCAGAAAUUGAAUGCAUAUCAAUACCUAAAAUCGCUAUCUAAAAAUGCAGCUAAUCACAAACAGAGACACGAGGAUUCUUGGCAUCAGGACAUCAUAGAAACCGAUCGAGACACUCUUCACAUGACAAUGAACUUCAAAACCAAGGAUCGCGAAGAUCAGGAUGUCACUCUAUCCUAUUAUAUCCAGAUGACCCUCUCAUUCACCCAUCAAGACAAAGGAAGCGUCUAUUCGAUCACUCAUGUCUCUCAAGGAGGAACCUGUAAAGUCGAAGGAAAAGUUGAGAAAUCGAAAAGUGAUCAAACAGAAAAUGUGGUUCAAAAUUUGGAAUCCCACCCGACCACCGAGCUCUUCUUCAAACUUUUGUCGCCAGGAAUCUAUAAAAAUGAAGCAGGAAAAGUUCCAACUUCAUGGCUUCCAGCCUUGGAUGCCAGCGCCGUGAAAGUCACAAUUUGCCAUGAAGGAAAAGCCGAUCCAGUGGCGUAUGAUGAAGCUCAAUUCCUUUCCUGGUACAAACGUUUCGGAGAAAUGUGGCAUCUCAAAAAAGACGCCACCGACACGUUUGGAAUCGAGACAACGAAAAUGUCGGCGGAUUCGAAUGAUCAAGGUGUCUGGACCAUCGUGGCUCUUGACAUUUUGUGCUCCCCGGAUUUUAAGCUCAAGGAUAAGUCGCUGAUGGCAAUCCGAGAAGUUGUUUCUGAAAGUCAAAUCGACCAUUUAACAACUCUGAAACCUGUCUCAUGGCAUUCCGCCAUUGAUUUUGUUGAUCAGUACGUCAAAGAAAAAGGAUCUUUGGAGAUUGCGUACUGUGAUUUUGGAAAUACUAAGCGUAUCGAAUUGUUUGGUGUGCACAAAUAUGAGGUAAAAUAUGUAAACUUCAAGUAUGACUCUGACGUCACUCUUCCGGCAGAGGACAUUGCAAAAUUCCGUCUAACUACAUUCUCGGAGCCAAUUAUGGAGGGCGGUGGAAAUCCGACUUUCAAUUACGUCCAUACUUGGAUUUUUGAUGUGAAAUGGGACGAAAUGGAUCAGUUCUAUUACAUUGAAAAAGUCGCCAUCGAGUGCGGAAAGGAAGAGCGAGCAAAACGGAAUGAUUUGUGGUAA